AUGGACGCCUUAAAAAAUCUCUUUUCAAAAUGGCUUGGAACGUCUUUAAAAAGUAAUGAACUUAAUGUACACGAACACCGCAAGUGGAAACGAGUUGGUGAACACAUUGUUGCCCUCAAGACUCUCCACGAUUCUCAUAAUCUUGCAGAAUUCCUAAAUGAACUAGUGGCGCUUCAAAAAAGUUGCGGGGGAACAGAUUUUACAGGUAUUAUUCGUGUAUAUGGAGCAUCUCAAAAUCCUUAUUCAGAAGAGUAUAUCAUGGUACUCGAUCUUGCAAAAGAUGGUGACCUGCGCCAUUACAUCCGUCAGAACUUAGUAAAUUACAGUUGGUCACAUCGGAUAGAUACUCUUCACCAAAUCGCUGUUGGUCUCAGUCAGUUGCACAACAAGGAACUUGUUCACAGAGAUUUUCAUGGUGGAAAUGUGCUGAUCCAUGGAAAUUUUUGCAACGAAAAUGUGGUUUAUGUAUUGGUCACAGACCUUGGAUUAUGCCGUUCUACAGAUAAGUUAGCGUCUUCAGGAACAUAUGCAUCUGGUGAACUUCCUUUUGCUAACGUAUCACAUAAUAUUGACCUCGCAUUUCAAAUUUGCCAUGGCACGCGACCGCGACUUCCCGACAACAUUCCACCGUUUUAUGCACAGUUGAUGCAACAGUGUUGGGAUACUAAUCCGUCAAUACGGCCAAGUACUAAAUAUAUUGUAGAAACUGCCCGCAAGUGGCUUCAUGAGCCUACGUCAGAUAUCGUCUCAGAACUUCAAAUGGCAGAAGCGAUGAGACUCAAAUCAUCGAAAACUGACACACAAAUGGAGACAAAGAUACAUCCAGAGGCCAUUUACACUAGCCGAUUACUUCCAACUCCAAAAUACUUCAAUUUUUUAACUUUCGAGAAUCUUUAUUUAUGA
Messenger RNA from Racocetra persica, 903 nucleotides. The record is from the annotation of a GenBank genome assembly. NCBI's taxonomy places the organism in Eukaryota, Fungi, Glomeromycota, Glomeromycetes, Diversisporales, Gigasporaceae.